AUGGAUGUCUCUGGUAUAAAUACAGAUCUCCACUCAAUAGAUGUACCAGACUCCAGCAUCAGCACCGACAUAUGGACAAGUUUGAUGGAGAUGUUAGCUGCAACUGGGAAGGAGUUUGUGGUGCUCACAGCCGAGAAGAAGUGCAGAGAAGGCGCCACAUUUGGCUCCACCCUGGGUACUAUGUUCCUUGAUGGAAACUCAGAGAUAUUAACAAAUUUUAUUGAUUUCUGUGCUGAAAACUAUAACCUGGCUGAUAGAGUUAAAGUUUCUGAUGAUACCUACAACACUGAGAAUAAAUAUCUUGAUAAAGUUGAUAAUGAAGAUCACUAUCACAACUCGGACCCUGUAGUCAAGCAUCUCAAUGACAAGGAUUUCAAACCUGGAGAUGACAAUGAUCUUGACAAAACAAGUGAAGAACUUCCAACAGGCAGAAUACCAGAUAACAAAACAGAAAUUGCUGGUGAUGUUGUGGUCAGUCUUAAUUUGAAUAAUUCUCCUGUUGGGGAUGUGAAAGUCGGCAGUAAGAGUGACGAAGAAAAUCAGUUAGAUGAAAAAGGAAAACAGAAUAUAAAUACAACUAAAGACAACAAAAGGAAAUCAGAGAGUGAGAAGCCAUCUAAAGUAAAAUCCAACAAAGUGCAAAAUGGUAGAAGGACGGAAAAGCAGAAGGAAGCCUGUGAUAAAACAAAGAAAGUAGACAAUGGAGACGAAACGGGGAAUAAUAUCAGAAGAUCAAGACGAAUUGCUGGAGCCAAGAACCCUAAGGUUGGUAAUAGGACGAGACAUGCCGGUAGACAUAGUAGGAAAAGGGUUGUCCCUGAUAGAUCUUGUCUAGACAUUGACAGUGUCGAGGAUGGAGAGAAUAUCAAGGAUGGAGACGAUACAUGCAUUGAGUGUCCUGCUUGUGGUAAUUUCUCCACAAACCAGGACAGUUUUGUUAAACAUGUUUUAUCUGAUCAUCAGCUUGAAAACAAAAGCAGAAGUAACUCAAAGAAAAUUUCUUGGACAAUGGAUAGCAAAAAAUGUCCAGUCUGUGGUCAGUUUGCAGAGUCUGAAGGUGUGAAUUCUCAUAUUUUUGUUCAUUGCUUUGAUGUGCUGAAGUAUCCUUGCAAUAGAUGUCCGCUAGUGUUUUUAAAAAUGAAUAAACUUAUUGAACACCAAAAGAAAAACCACAAGAGUGUUGGCAUGGACGCAACAGAAUCAAAUAGUGACAACAAAGAGGAAACUAUGUCUGAUCAGUUUAACAGUCAGGAUGGUGACUUAAAGUUCACCUCUCAAGUACAACUUCAGAAAGGUAAGCUCACUCAUGGCAACAACAAAUCAGGAAAACUAGACUUGGAAUGUCAGGUGUGUUUUUUGCAUUUCAAAACACAGGUGUCAUAUCAACGGCAUAUGAAGAGUCACAUGGAUGUAGAUGGUAACAUUAGCAAGUGUACUGUCUGUGAAGUGACGUUUAGUAAGACAGAAGAUCUACAAAAACACAUGUUGUCUCACCAAGCAGAUGACAAUAAACAAUACAAGUGUGAAAUUUGUGAAAAGUUGUUUAAAUCCCGCAGUGGCAGAAGAAUGCACAAAAUAUUUUCACAUGGGGACAAAGGACUGAGUAAGUACGGGAAGAAUAAAUUUGAGUGUAGGUUCUGUGGGGGAGUCUUGGGUACUUAUCACACAUUAAUGCGACAUGAAGCAAGACAUGAACAGGACAAUGAAAGUCAGAUACAGAAAAUGGGAAGUCUCAUGGAGAUGGCUACAUGUAAGUCAGUAUCAGUCGAAGAAUUACGUGUAAAGGAAACAAGUUCCCUAACUGAAACAGAUAAAGAUGAUGUUUUUAAAAUAGCUAGCUCAGAAACAGAUACAGGUAGUAAAGUAGAGUCUGUAUCAGAACCCAACAAUGGCAGCAAUGAGAAUUCAUUUAAUGCAAAAAAUAUUGAAGAGGAAACCAGCUCUGAAUUAAGCAAUCGAAAUUGUGAGGACACAGUUGCUGCAGAUGACGAAGAAACAGACCAGGUGAACUCAGAUGAAAAGAAAAAACGCAAAUUUGAGUGUAAAGUAUGCAAAUUAGAUUUUAAAUCUCAACAGUUUUUGAAAGAGCACAAGAAGAUUCAUGCCAUUUCUGGAAAGUCUCCUUAUGCCUGUGACUUGUGUGGAAAAAUAUUCCUGAGAUCCUUGUCUCUUUACAAGCACCGACAGCUUCAUGACACAUCAGGUAAAUUCACAUGCAAAACUUGCUUGAAGCAGUUCAACUCUAUAGAAAGUUUACGCAGGCAUGCAAAGAACCACCUUGAUGUGAAACCGUAUAUCUGUACCGUUUGUGGUAAAGGAUGUACAGAGAAACGGAAUCUUGAUACUCAUAUGUUAGUUCAUACUCAGAGAAAAGAAUUCAUUUGUGAAGUUUGUGGCAAGGCAUACCGUACACAACAGCAACUGAAGGAACACCGUUACAUCCACACCGGUGAGCGACCACAUAAAUGUAAGGUCUGCGAGAUGGCUUUCCGUAGCCAGGAUGUACUUAGGAAUCACAUGGCUCUUCAUAGUGAAUUUAAGAAGUUUAUGUGCCACACAUGUGGUAAAACAUUCCGUCAACAAUCAUGUCUUAUAACUCACCAGCACACACAUUCCAGUGAACCGACACAUGUGUGCAACGUGUGUGGACAAGGUUGUAAGUCCUCUGGUGCCCUUAAUUCUCACUACGUGUCAUUCCACCUUAAACCUGAGGAUGUUGCAUCCUACAAAUGGUCGGUGCAUGUGUGUGAGGUGUGUAAUAAGAUGUUCGGGGAGAAACAGGACCACGAACGACACAUGCGUACUCAUACUGGGGAGAAACCAUAUAGUUGUGAAAUUUGUGAGAAAACUUUCGCAGAUAAGAGCAAUCUGCGUUCACACAUCAGAAAUCACAAUGGAGACCGGUCUAAAAAAUGUCAAAUUUGUGGCAAGGGUUUCAUGUUUAACAGAGACUUGAAGAAGCACAUGGUGUCACACAAUAACAAGGCACGAGUACCUAUGUUAGAUAAUGUAACGGUACAGACAGCACUACAAGACUCUAUUGUGCCUGCAGUUGACAACAUUGUAACAGUCAUCACUCAAACAGACACUCUGCCUCCUGUCACACACAACCAGCUGGUCCCUCCAGUAUCAGAAUCAUAUGAGAUGGUGACCACAUCACUACCACUUGACAGUAACCUAACAGCUAACUUACCACCCAUGAAUACAGAGAACAUCAGUGCUGUAUCUCUAAUGCAGGAAGCUACCAUGGUUCAUAUGGGAGUUUAUAGUAACACUGGGGACCUGACAUGGCACUCCCUGUAGUUUUAUGUACCAAGGUGGUAUGAAAUGACAGGAGACCUGACAUGGCACUCCCUGUAGUUUUAUGUAACAAGGUAGUAUGUAGUGACACAGGAGACCUGACAUGGCACUCCCUGUAGUUUUAUGUACCAAGGUGGUAUGUAGUGACACAGGAGACCUGACAUGGCACUCCCUGUAGUUUUAUGUAACAAGGUGGUAUGUAGUGACAGGAGACCUGACAUGGCACUCCCUGUAGUUUUAUGUACCAAGGUGGUAUGUAGUGACACAGGAGACCUGACAUGGCACUCCCUGUAGUUUUAUGUACCAAGGUGGUAUGUAGUGACACAGGAGACCUGACAUGGCACUCCCUGUAGUUUUAUGUACCAAGGUGGUAUGUAGUGACAGGAGACCUGACAUGGCACUCCCUGUAGUUUUAUGUAACAAGGUGGUAUGUAGUGACACAGGAGACCUGACAUGGCACUCCCUGCAGUUUUAUGUACCUAGACAGGAUAAUGUAACACAGGAGAUCUGACAUGGCACUCCCUUAAGUUUUAUAUAUCAGUUUGGUAUAUAGUAAUACUGGAGAUCUGACAUGGCACUCCCUGAAGUUUUAUAUAUCAGUGUGGUAUAUAGAAAUACUGGUGAUCUGACAUGGCCCUCCCUGUAAUUUCAUAUGCCAGGGUGGUAUAUAGUAGUACUGGAGAUAUGACAUGGCACUCCCUGUAAUUUCAUAUGCCAGGGUGGUAUAUAGUAAUACUGGAGAUAUGACAUGGCACUCCCUGUAAUUUCAUAUGCCAGGGUGGUAUAUAGUAAUACUGGAUGUAGCAAGUUGUUAUAUUUUGUUAUAUUUAUCAGUUCUAUGUAAAGAACUUGAACAUUUGCUAGAAAUCCAUGAUUAGGUAUUGAUUUAUUGAUUAUAAACAGAAGGUUUUUUCAAUAUAUAUCUUUAUGUUUAAUCA
Messenger RNA from Ylistrum balloti, 4238 nucleotides. RefSeq names its product zinc finger protein 91-like. The record is from RefSeq and is a predicted model, not a curated record. Gene Ontology annotation, molecular function: DNA-binding transcription factor activity; RNA polymerase II cis-regulatory region sequence-specific DNA binding. The transcript has 3 exons. Bases 1 to 3303 code for a protein of 1100 amino acids. NCBI's taxonomy places the organism in Eukaryota, Metazoa, Mollusca, Bivalvia, Pectinida, Pectinidae. Gene Ontology annotation, biological process: regulation of transcription by RNA polymerase II.